UCAAAACAGGAGCAUAGGAGCAAAAAAUAAAGUAUGCCACCAAGUUCAAUCAGAAGAGCCCUUGGGGCAGUAAAAGAUCAAACAAGCAUAGGACUAGCUAAGGUUGGAAGCAGCGCGUCACUUGCCGACCUUGAUGUAGCUAUUGUGAAAGCAACGAGGCACGAUGAAUAUCCGUCUGAAGAGAAGUAUAUAAGGGAGAUUUUGAGCUUAACAUGUUACUCUCGGGCGUUCAUUAGUGCAUGUGUUAAUACGCUCUCAAGGCGUCUCAGCAAGACUAAAAGCUGGACAGUGGCUUUGAAAACUCUUGUUUUAAUUCAAAGGCUUCUAACAGAUGGUGAUCCUGCUUAUGAGCAAGAGAUAUUCUUCGCAACUCGACGCGGGACUCGUCUUCUCAACAUGUCUGAUUUUCGUGACAGUUCAAAAUCUGAUUCUUGGGACUUCUCUGCAUUUGUGAGGACAUAUUCGUUAUAUCUAGAUGAAAGGCUCGAGUACAAGAUGCAAAGCCGGCGUGGAAAGCGUAGCAUGUUUGGUUUUGACGAAGAGGAGGAGGAAAGGGAAAGAGAAAAAGAAAUGGAAAUGGAAAGGGAAAAGGACAAGGAUAGAGAAGUAAGAUCCCCACCAGCGCGUGAAAUGACGUCAGAACAAAUUUUUUCCAAAAUGCAGCAUUUGCAAUUGCUGCUUGAGCGCUUUUUAGCAUGUCGUCCCACAGGGGUAGCAAAGAACCAUAGAAUUGUGAUAGUUGCUCUUUAUCCAAUUGUCAAGGAGAGUUUUCAAAUAUAUUAUGACAUAUCAGAAAUACUAAGCACCUUAAUUGACCGUUUCGCCGAUAUGGAUGUCGCAGACUGUGUUAAGGUAUAUGACAUUUUCUGUCGUGUCGGAAAACAGUUUGAUGAACUAGACCUCUUCUAUGGAUGGUCCAAGAGUAUUGGAAUCGCGCGCUCUUCUGAGUACCCUGAGCUAGACAAGGUCACACCAAAGAAGUUAGAGGUUAUGGAAGAGUUUAUCAAAGAUAAGAACGCCUUAGCACAAAUCAAGAAAGUUGAUGUACAAGAAGAGGAGAAUGAAAUAGAAGAAGCCAAGGAACCUGAAUCCGAACCAGAAGAGGAUUUGAAUGCAGUCAAGGCCCUACCGCCACCAGAAGAACCAGUUGAAGAGGUGGUGGAGGAAGAGCCAAAAGAAGAAGAGCCUAAAGAAGAAAAAAUUGUGCAAACCGAGGGUGAUUUGUUGAAUUUAGGAGAUGAUAGGACACCUGAAGAACAUGGGGACAAACUAGCCUUGGCUUUAUUUGACGGGGCUGCACCAGUAACGGGCGAAGGUGGAGUAAAAGCACUUCCAUGGCAUGCAUUUGAUGAGGGUGCAGACUGGGAAACCGCGCUGAUACAAUCCGCUAGCCACUUAGGGAACCAACAACCUGCAUUAGGUGGAGGGUUUGAUACCUUAUUGUUGAAUGGGAUGUAUAAACAAGCAGAAAUGAAUGCAGCCAUGCAAGGAGUAGGAUUUGGUGGUAGUGGAAGUGCUAGCAGUGUUGCACUUGGUUCAGCUGGAAGACCUGCAAUGCUAGCAUUGCCGGCACCACCAACAUCAGGAACUGCAAGUGAUUCUACUUCAGGAUACAUAGAUCCAUUUGCAGCUUCAUUGGCUAUUGCACCACCGUCUUAUGUUCAAAUGUCAGAGAUGGAGAAGAAGCAAAGGUUAUUAGUUCAAGAACAGAACCUUUGGCAACAAUAUGAAAACGAUCGCAGACAAGGACAUGCUGCACUCAAAAACCAACAUGGUAACAAUAACUCUUAUGGGGGAGGGUAUCCACAAAACUAUGGCAAUUAUCAUCGUUGA
Molecule: messenger RNA, 1833 nt
Organism: Trifolium pratense (red clover)
Lineage: Eukaryota; Viridiplantae; Streptophyta; Magnoliopsida; Fabales; Fabaceae
Product: putative clathrin assembly protein At1g03050
Exons: 2
Coding region: 34-1833 (599 amino acids)
Biological process (GO): clathrin coat assembly; vesicle budding from membrane; clathrin-dependent endocytosis
Cellular component (GO): clathrin-coated pit; clathrin-coated vesicle
Molecular function (GO): SNARE binding; phosphatidylinositol-4,5-bisphosphate binding; clathrin heavy chain binding
Source: RefSeq, a predicted model, not a curated record